Molecule: messenger RNA, 1778 nt
Organism: Podospora bellae-mahoneyi
Lineage: Eukaryota; Fungi; Ascomycota; Sordariomycetes; Sordariales; Podosporaceae
Exons: 3
Coding region: 513-1673 (386 amino acids)
Molecular function (GO): nucleotidase activity
Source: RefSeq, a predicted model, not a curated record
ACACCGAGGACCCCACUUUCCACGCCCCAACUUAUGAUUCACACCUCCACCGACCCUCAAAGUCGAGUGCAGUGGGCGCGACAUGGCAUCAUAGCAUCAUGACACGUUGGAUAAUACCUCGAUGGUGGGGAUGGCAAGUGCAACUUCCCCUUGACCAUCACCACCAAACCGUCUCCUGUUCCCACUCUCGUACGAAGUUUACCAGCCUUCCUUCCUUGCUUGGGAGCUCUUCCACAUCAGGCAGCUGAGUUGACCGGCCGCAAUGACGUUUGAUAGAUUGAGUGGAAGGCACCGGAGGAUAUUCACCUCGUUGACCUGUCCGUCCCUUCCUCGUGGCAUUAGAACCCUACAACAAGAUGACCGGAGAGGUGUCAGCUUUUUCUCGAAACAUUUGACUUGAUCCUCUUCCAACACCAUCACCAGUUUUGUUUCUUGCACCUGGCCUUGCUCAUUGCUACUCUUCGAAUACAACACGCUAUCUUGUACAGGCACCGACACAUUGCACCACAAACAUGUACACCGCCACCUUUGUUGCAGCCGCUGCUGCUCUGCUUUCUCACGUGGAGGCCUUGAACAUCCUUAUCACGAACGCUGACGGAUUUGGAACCGCCAGCGUUCGCGAACUCUACCGCCAAAUGACUUCCAUCGGCCACAAUUGUUACGUCGUUGCCUCUGUUGCUGCCCAGACGGGUGCUGGUCUCCAUGCAGAAUUCACAACCAACCCCCGACUGGACGCCGAUGGAGAUUGGGGUCUCGUGAAAGCUGGCGCACCGUCCCUUGGAACUGAUCCGACCGACAACCACAUAUGGUAUUACAAUGGCACAGCGACAGCGCAGGUGCUGGUGGCAUUGGACUACAUAUAUCCUACCAUUUCUCGGCUCGAAGCCCCCGACCUCGUCAUCUCGGGUCCCAAUUCUGGGUCAAACUCAGGUGCUUUCCUCGAAACUUUGUCUGGGGCCAUGGCCGCAACUUACGUUGCUAUUGAGCGUGGAAUCCCCGCCAUGGCAUUCUGGACUGGCAACGAAGCCACCGUCUAUUCGUCACUCAACACUAGCACCAAAGCUGGGCUCCAGGAUCCCGCCACCAUCAAUGCUCGCCUUGCCUCUAACCUUGUGCAAGCUUUCAUCAGCAAGGCAAACGGAGAUCGAGUGCUUCCCGAGGGAUACGGUGUGACUGUCGACUUGCCCUACAUCACAUCCGAGACAAGCGACGAAUGCACGAACCCCCCUUUUGUUCUGACGCGGGCCACCCAGGACGUGGGAGUUAAAGUUGCGUACAACCACAAGAGCGGCGUCUUCAACCGCAUGCACACCGAUACUGGCUAUAAGCAGUUUGAGGCUACCAACACGGUAAGCACCGUUGCGCCCAAGUGCCUUAGUGCUGUUACUGUCUUUUCCCUUGAUUACGACGCCAGCCACCGGAGGCAGUGCUUCAACCUGGCAGAUGUGACGGCAAUCAUUCCUGUCUUGGUACACUCCAAUGGCACGACACCACUCACGGGAGGAUUGGGGGCCAAUGCUUCAAUCGCGGGCAAUAGUAGCUCGCAACCACCAACUCCUGUGGAGGCCCCACCACCAUCGGGACAAACUGCUGUUACUAGCAUCGCGACACUGGCUCAAGGGUCUGUCAAUUUGUUGGUUCUUGGUUUUGUGGUCGGGAUGACGCUGUUGUAAGCUACAACAAAUGAGAGCGGUGGAACGAGAUAUGGGGGGUUUUUGGGUGGCGAUAUGAAGUUUUACACAUAUGUCGUCGUUUUACCUGUAGGACUUAGAUGGGUG